AUGUGUUUUGUAGCAGAUAAACUAAAACGAAUUGGUAAUUGGACUACUGAACUGGAUAAAGUAUUCAAGUUAAACGCUGAAUCUGAUCCAACUUUAAAAUGGCAAUACUUUGGGAGUUCAACAGGUUUUUUCAGAUAUUAUCCAGGUGCUAUGUGGGAUAUUCAGUUAGAUGAAUAUCGUUUAGAUUUUUUUGAUUGCCGUUCUCAACCUUGGUAUUUACAAGCAUCUGCUUAUCCAAAAGAGAUGAUAAUUUUAAUUGAUAAAAGUGGUAGUAUGAAAGGAAGAAGUGAUAUCAUAUCGAAUGCUACAGCGGCUGAGAUACUUAAUACAUUAACAGAAAACGAUUAUUUUAAUGUGAUGAUGUUUUCUGAUAGUACAAUGUACGCUGAUCCAUUGAUUACUGACAGAUUAAUUCAGGGUACCAAAUUCAAUAAAGAUAAAAUGAUCAAAACUUUUCGAAAAUUUAGUCCAAAUGGAACAGCUUCUUAUGAGAAUGCAAUAACAGAAGUUUUUAAACUGUUCAAUAAGACUGAUGAAAAUUUUCCUUCAAAUCAUAAAUGUAAUCGAAUGAUCAUGAUUAUUACAGACAGUGCUCCAGGUUCAUAUGAACAUCUAUUCAAAGAGUUUAAUCCACAGAAAUAUUUGGAUAUUAUUGCACGAUCCAAUGCCUUACAAGAUGACGCUUACUUUACAUGGACUGGAGUUACUGUUCGUCAGUUUAAUUUAAAAAAUAUACCCAAUCGUUCAUUCAUGAAUGGAUUUAUGCAAAAUAUGCUCAUGGAGCCAGAUCCUGUCAGAAUUGAUACUAUGAUUGCAUCAAAAGAAGAAUUACCUAAAAUGUAUACAUCAGUAGCAAAAGCUGUUUACGAUAAAACAAAUAAAGCUAAAAGGUUAAAGGAAGGAAAUCUUCUUGGAGUUGCUGGAGUUGAUAUACCAUUACAAUCUUUUCAGGAUACACUACGUGGAUGGAAAGAUGUUUUUGGUAAUAUUGAUUCAGUUAAUGAUGUUACCUUGAAACAACCGAACAUUAAGAUUGGUGCCAACAAUUAUUUGUUUGCUGUGGAUAAUAAUGGGUUUGUUUUAUUUCAUCCAGAUUAUCGACCCGUUCAUACCAUGUUUGAAGCCAAUAAGAAAUACUUCAUAGCGCCAAUAGAUCAAAGUCCAUUCACUUUGGGUUUGGCAAUUCAUUGGGAUUCAACUACUCAAAAAGGUUAUCCUAUUCCACAAUAUCGAUUUAAUCCAAAAGAACUAUUUAAUAAUUUACAUGGUGAUGAAGAAUAUCUUGGUCGAAUAUAUCUAGAUGCAAAAGAAACUCGUGAUCUACCAGCCUAUUGGUACAAACAAUCUAAAAGCUCUUCAGUUACUAAAAAUUUCAUAACAGAUCAUAUUGGUGGAGUGGAAGAUUCAUUAUAUUCGGCAACUAUUCUAACUAACCGAUAUUUAUCUGAAGAUAAUGCUCUUGUUUUUCAUACACCACCAAAUGAUUUAUUUCGUCAUUUUUCUAGUGAAAAACUAGAUGUACCUAUUACUUUAACAACAACAAUAUUCCAUGAACCAAGUAAAACACCAAUGGGUAUAGUUGGAUUACAAAUCACAUAUACAGAAAUACAAAAUGAAUUUAAUCGUAUUACAAAUACAUGUUUUACGGGUAAAUGUCAUGUUUGUGGAGAUCCUGGUUUCGAUUGUUAUAUUAUUAAUCAAGCUGCAAUGGUUUUGGCAUCAAAUGUAGGUGAGAAAGAGGUGGGACAAAGUCUGAAAGAAAUUAACUGUGCACUUGUUGAAGAUUUGGUCAAACAUUCUAUCUUGAAUGAGGUAUAUUUAUACGAUUUCCAAGGAAUUUGCAUUGAAACAGUACAAGAAACUCCUAAUUUCGGAAAUCAUUUAUACCCACCAUUUCGAAUUGUAUGGAAAAUGAUUAUAUGGUUCGUAAAUGAAAUAGCUUUAUUUAUGUUUGGUUUUGUUGAAGAUCUCUUGUCGUAUAGGAUCACAUUUGGUCAAAAAUGGGGUUUAUAUUCAGAAACAGAAGAUUUAUUAGAUAAAAAUCAUAAAGAAACAUUACCAUCCUAUCAAAAUAGAGAAAAUAAUUUACCGCCUGAAGAUUUUAUGAUUCGUCAGAAUCUAAUGUAUUAUAAUAUGGAUGAAAAAAAUAAAAAAAUCAAUAAUCAAUAUCAAGAUCUAACCGAUGAUGAAUACCCUUAUAAUCCUUUAUUAUUGAAUAAUGCAAUACAUUCAAGACCAUUAUCAAUACAAAGACAAGAAAAACAAUCUAUUGAAGAUCAUAAAGAAUUACAUAAUACCCUUCCAAAAUAUCAUCAUGAAAAUAAAUCAAUAAUCAAUAAUUCAUCAUCACAUAAUCAAUCAACUGAUAAUAUGAUUAUAGAAACUAUAUUAAUACCGGAAUUAAAAGAAGAAUCUAUUGAUGAAUUAUAUGGAAAAAUUGAUCAAGAUCCAUAUGAUACACAAUUGAAAGCAUUAACAGCCAUAGAAUUAUGUCGUAAAGAACAAACUAUACAAAUUCAAUCAAUAUUAGAUUUACAAUCAGAAAUUAAUGAUAUCAAUAAUCAUCCUAAUUAUAAUAAUACAGAUGAAAUGAUCAAUUAUACUGAAUCAACCAAUACAAAUUCAAUCCAUUUCAAUUCUGGUAUAGGUAUAGGUAAAGGUGGUAAAUUAAUACCAGGUAGUUUAUUAUCAUGUGUACAUCGUUCGGUACAACAACGUUGUCAUACAGGUGCUGGUACAAGUAGUUAUACUGGACGUUAUGCAUGUGAAGCAAUCUGUGAAAUUGUUAGAGAACGUAUGCCACAUUUAGCUAAUCGUUUAGAAGAUUGUAAACAACCAUUAACAUCAUGUACAGAAAGAUUUAUUACAUAUAAUGUUAUAUUACAGAAUUCUAAAACUAUUCAAAAUGAUCAUAGUUCAUUGAAACCAAAUUAUAUGAAACCAUCAACUGGUGGAAUAUUAAAUGAAAAUGAUUUAACAGGUGAAUAUUGUAAUGAAUGUGGUGGACGACGUUGGUGGAUUAAAAAAAUACCAAAAACCAAUUUAUUCUUAUUGAUCAAUGUAGCACAAUCAGGAUCACAAACAAUUUUAUGCAAGUGCAAUUGUCAAAAGAGAUUUCGUUAUGGUGCACGUAUAGCAAAUAUCCUUUAUCAUGAAUGUAUAAAAUUAGCCGAGGUUUUUUUUUGUUUUUCAUUCUAA
Schistosoma haematobium is the source of this 3198-nucleotide messenger RNA. Its product is annotated as Voltage-dependent calcium channel subunit alpha-2/delta-4. The transcript has 22 exons. Gene Ontology annotation, molecular function: voltage-gated calcium channel activity. Lineage: Eukaryota; Metazoa; Platyhelminthes; Trematoda; Strigeidida; Schistosomatidae. Bases 1 to 3198 code for a protein of 1065 amino acids. Gene Ontology annotation, cellular component: voltage-gated calcium channel complex. The record is from RefSeq and is a predicted model, not a curated record.